Molecule: messenger RNA, 1485 nt
Organism: Necator americanus (New World hookworm)
Lineage: Eukaryota; Metazoa; Nematoda; Chromadorea; Rhabditida; Ancylostomatidae
Exons: 12
Coding region: 1-1485 (494 amino acids)
Biological process (GO): nervous system process; chemical synaptic transmission; regulation of membrane potential
Cellular component (GO): neuron projection; plasma membrane; synapse
Molecular function (GO): transmembrane signaling receptor activity; acetylcholine-gated monoatomic cation-selective channel activity
Source: RefSeq, a predicted model, not a curated record
AUGUCUGGCUGGUGGAGAGGCGGAGGUGAUUACGCGGAGGCGCGCAGCGCUGAAGGGAGUGCCGAUGGAGAGCCGCACAUCACCAUUUUAAGUGAUGCGCUUGUGUAUCACAACGGUUUGAUAGUUUGGAAGCCACCAAGCAUCUACAAAUCAUUCUGUCCAAUUAACAUCGAGUACUUCCCCUACGAUUCUCAAUCUUGCUCCUUGAAAUUUGGAGGAUGGAGCUACAACGGCUUUCUUCUUGAUGUUCGUCAAUUACCGUCCAUUGAUUCUCCAAUCAUAAACCGAGAAGAUGAAACUGGAAAAGAGUACCAAUACCUGGAAAAGGGCAUGGACUUAUCUGGAUUUUAUCAGAGCCUUGAGUGGGAUCUGAUGUCUCUGACAUCCCAACGUCAUGAGCAACUGUACCCCGGUUGCUGUGGACAAGACUUUUAUAUCGACGUCACGUUUGAUAUAGCACUACGGAGAAAGACUCUGUUUUACACAGUGAAUUUGGUGAUACCUUGUAUGCUGAUAGAUGAGCGUGCAAACAAGAAAACAAUAGAGAACAAGAGAGUACCAAAGCACCCAGCAUAUACUUAUGCGUGCGAAUGGGUUGGCCCCAGCUUUGCGAGAGAAGGCAACAAGAAAGCAGCUCGCUGGUACCAAUUAGAGACUUUUGGAAUCCCCCACCCUUCAACUUCCUUCGCGCCAGUUCAAGUUACGGAACAGUUACUAAACACUGCCAUAUUGACCACGUUCGUAUUCUAUAUUCCUCCGAUCGAGCACAAGAUGACAUUUUCUAUCUCAAUUCUGGUUUCGCUUACUGUGUUUUAUUUAGUUUUAAUUGAACUCAUCCCGCCGACCUCUCUAGUGAUUCCUCUGAUUGGGCGCUAUCUUUUAUUCACGAUGUUUCUUGUAGCAAUGUCUAUUCUUCUCUCAGUACUUUCACUCAACUAUUACCGAAGAGAUGGUUCUGCUCAUCCAAUGCCUCACUGGAUGCAAGCUGUCUUUAUCGAAACUUUACCAAAAUAUAUUGGAAUAAAAAGAGCAGAAGUAUUAGACGAUAUUAGUGAUCGAGGAAGCAGCGUGUCGGGAGAAGCCGGUCAACUUCUGGAUUCGCGCCGUCCUUCUCCAUUCUUUUUGGCUGUGCCAACUUCUGGUUACGAAGAUGAAAAGAAGAAGACGAGAGGAGAGCACAACAAGAUGCGGUUGUCGCAAUUGGCACAUCUCCGUGGACUGCAUCCCGAUUUGAUAAGAAGAAUGACUGACAACGUUUCAUUCAUUGCUGACCAUUUCCGAGCCAUUAAAGAAGAAGACAAGAGACUAAUUACUCUUGGAAUGCAUAGUAGCGCACCGAUCGUAGCUAAUGUCAAAACGUACAACGCUUCCACACCUCGGUUGGCCAGCGCUGUAAAACAUCAUGUUUCGUUCAUAAGCCGUCGACAGCUAUGUCAUAAUCGACGAAGGCAGGUGGCAGACGAUAUUCCAGAAAAACCUCAGUGA